CAAUAUUGGGCGACAGUCCUUAUUUUCAGGCAGGCUUUGGAUUGAUGGGCCUCGGCUUUGCCGCAACUCUCUUCCGACAAGGUGCUAUUGCCGGGCUCACUGCCCUCCGCCGCCGCAUGCUUGUCACGCUCGAGCUAAAUAACAAGGACCGUGCAUACGAGUGGUUCCUUGCGUGGAUGGCAGAACAGAACAGGCUUGUAGCUUCCAGUUCCUCCCGAAGUGUGAAGUGGCUCCGAAGCCACCAACUCAGUCUCGAGACCAACGUCGAGCAACGGAGUAACGGCAGCUCCUCCGUGCUGUUUAGGCUUGUCGCUGGUCCUGGCGUACACUACCUAAAGUACCACGGUGCUUGGAUGCAAAUGAAACGAGAGCGCGAGACUAAGGCCAUGCAACUCAUGACCGGCACACCCUGGGAGACGGUGACACUCACGACAUUGUCCCGGGAUAGAGGCCUAUUUCCGAGGCUACUCGCGGAAGCUAGAGAUUUGGCAAUGCGGAGCCAGGAAGGAAAGCUCGUCGUCCGGACAGCCUGGGGCAUAGAAUGGAAACCAUUUGGGCAGCCCCGCAGAAAACGGCCACUUCGAAGCAUUGUCUUGGGCAAGGGUGUCGGCGAAAGGAUAGAGCAUGACGUUCAGGCAUUUCUUCGGCGCCGACAGUGGUACGCUGACAGAGGUAUACCCUACCGCCGAGGUUAUCUUUUGCAUGGGCCUCCAGGAUCUGGCAAAACAUCAUACAUACAAGCACUUGCUGGCGCAUUGUCUUAUGAUAUAUGCCUUCUUAAUCUAUCAGAACGAGGACUGGCCGAUGACAAGCUUUUUCACCUGCUAUCAAACGCACCAGAACGCAGUUUCAUUCUUAUUGAAGACAUAGACGCAGCAUUCAACAAACGCGUCCAAACUAGCGAAGAUGGCUAUCAAUCUUCUGUAACAUUCUCCGGCUUCCUCAAUGCUCUCGACGGGGUCGCAUCUGGGGAAGAACGCAUUGUAUUCAUGACGACCAACCAUAUAGAAAAGCUAGACCCAGCACUGAUACGACCUGGACGUGUUGAUCUUUCUGUCCUCAUCGACGAUGCCUCCCCUGCCCAGGCGAAAACACUCUUUACGCGAUUCUACGGAGGUGACGAAGCCGUAACUGGCCUCACGGAAGAGGGGGUGGAGCGAUUGGGAGAGGUCCUUGGAUCAAUAACAAACGAGGAGAUGCAGCAAGGGCGGCGGGCGAGUAUGGCAGCCCUUCAAGGACAUUUUAUACGGUAUGGUGCACAAGAGGCGGUAGACACGUGUAGAGAACUGUUUGUAGACAGACGGGACGCAUUGUAGACGCUCAGAAUGUUGGUUUCCGCUUCCUUGCAGUGUACUUGGAGUCCCGAGGGACGCCUUCUUUCCCUCGUUGGCGAUAGAGCUUUUUCUUCAAUAUCCAGUCUUUAUCCUUGAAAGAUCGUUUGCCGCUUUUGUUCCUCUUCUUUUCACGUUCUCGUCUCCGCUCAAAGACGGCCUUGUCCUCUUCUCCGUCCAGCCCUUGUGGUAUUUGCUGCUGAC
Messenger RNA from Coniophora puteana RWD-64-598 SS2, 1535 nucleotides. RefSeq lists its product as uncharacterized. Gene Ontology annotation, biological process: mitochondrial respiratory chain complex III assembly; protein insertion into mitochondrial inner membrane from matrix. Bases 45 to 1316 code for a protein of 423 amino acids. The transcript is spliced from 7 exons. The record is from RefSeq and is a predicted model, not a curated record. Gene Ontology annotation, molecular function: ATP hydrolysis activity; ATP binding. Gene Ontology annotation, cellular component: mitochondrial inner membrane. Lineage: Eukaryota; Fungi; Basidiomycota; Agaricomycetes; Boletales; Coniophoraceae.